Boleophthalmus pectinirostris (great blue-spotted mudskipper) is the source of this 6487-nucleotide messenger RNA. It is a transcript of the gene nploc4, whose product is annotated as NPL4 homolog, ubiquitin recognition factor. NCBI's taxonomy places the organism in Eukaryota, Metazoa, Chordata, Actinopteri, Gobiiformes, Gobiidae. The record is from RefSeq and is a predicted model, not a curated record. Gene Ontology annotation, cellular component: nucleus. Gene Ontology annotation, molecular function: ubiquitin binding; ubiquitin protein ligase binding. Gene Ontology annotation, biological process: ubiquitin-dependent protein catabolic process.
GACGCUUUUCGCAGUUGGACCGGUGGGACUCUAAUGUCUGCAACAACCGGUAUCUGUAGUUGUGGGAUGGAGUUUCGUUGACAUAGAUACAGAAAGUCUUAUUUAAUUUUCCUCUUCUGUCGACGCAUAAAUCAACUUCGAUCGGGAGCAGCCAACCCAGAAACAUGGCGGAUAAUAUCAUCAUCAGGGUUCAGUCUCCAGAUGGGAUGAAGAAAAUUCCUUCAACCAGAAAAGAAACAGCAGCUGCCUUUCUUAAAAAGGUGGGCAAAGAGUUUGGGUUCAACUCUAAUGGCUUCUCCAUUUAUCAAAAUCGCAACAAAACUGGAGAGAUCCUGUCACAGAACAAGACCCUCAGUAUCCUCAAGAUCAAACACGGAGACAUGCUGUUUCUGUUCCCAUCGGGAGCCAGUACGUCUCAAGCUGAAGUCAUGGACACCGCGAUGCCCCACUCCUCUUCAUCUUUCCCCUCCUCCUCUUCCUCCUCUUCCUCAUCCUCUUCCUCUUCAAUCAUCCCUCACUCCUUCUCUUCAAAUCACGUCCAGGAAGAUGAGAUCGACCAGUAUCUGACCAAACAAGAUGGAAAAAUCUACAGGAACAGGGACCCACAGCUUUGUCGCCAUGGUGCCAUGGGGAAAUGUGUGCACUGCGUACCAUUAGAGCCUUUUGACGAGGACUAUCUGAACCACCUGGAUCCUCCGGUGAAGCACAUGUCGUUCCAUGCCUACCAGCGCAAACUGACCGGAGGAGCAGACAAGGGAAAGUUUGCUGCGCUGGAGAACAUCAGUUGUAAGAUAAAGUCGGGCUGUGAAGGUCAUCCUCCGUGGCCCGAAGGAAUCUGCACAAAGUGUCAACCUAGCGCCAUCACACUGAACAGACAGAAAUACAGACAUGUAGACAACAUCAUGUUUGAGAACCACACCAUCGCUGACCGCUUCCUGGACUUUUGGAGGAAGACGGGGAGCCAGAGGAUGGGCUAUCUGUAUGGACGCUACACCGAGCACAAAGACAUCCCCCUGGGCAUCAGAGCAGAGGUGGCUGCCAUCUAUGAACCACCACAGACGGCAACUCAAAACAGUCUUGAGCUGUUGGAGGAUCCCAAAGCAGUGGCCGUGGAUGAAAUCGCAGCCAAAUUGGGACUGUGCAAGGUUGGCUGGAUUUUCACUGACCUGGUUUCUGAGGACACAAGAAUAGGGACAGUACGCUACACAAGAAACCAGGACUCGUACUAUCUGAGCGCGGAGGAGUGCAUCACGGCCGGACACUUCCAAAACCAGCAGCCGAACCCCUGCAGCUCUCCAGAGGGCCACUUCGGAUCCAAGUUUGUCACAGUCCUCGCAACAGGGGGCCCAGAUAACCAGGUGCACUUCGAGGGGUACCAGGUGUCCAAUCAGUGCAUGGCUCUGGUGCGGGACGAGUGUCUGCUGCCCUGUAAAGACGCCUCAGAGCUUGGAUACGCCAAAGAGUCCAGCCCCGAACAGUACGUCCCCGAUGUCUUCUACAAGGAUAAAGAUAAAUUUGGGAAUGACGUCACGUUUCUAGCUCGGCCGCUUCCUGUGGAGUAUCUGAUCAUAGAUAUCACAACCACUUUCCCAAAGGACCCCCAGUACACGUUCUCCUCGUCUCAACGCUUCCCCAUCGAAAACCGGGAAAUGCUCGGAGAAACACAAGAUUUCCACAGUUUAGCCACGUACUUGUCCCAGUGCAGCUCCACGGUUUUCCUGAACAUUGUGUCAGACUUCCACCUGCUGCUCUUCCUGGUCACCAACGAAGUCAUGCCUUUAGGAGACAGUAUUGGUCUGCUCCUCGAUGCAGUGAAGACGUCUAAUGAAGAUUUGGCUCAAACCUGGAAAAAAUCUGAGCAAUGGGCAACAAUCGAGCAACUCUGCAGCACAGUGGGUGGCCAGCCGUCCAGUUCUCAUGGUUAUGGUGCGAUGGGCGGUCCCUCGGCACCAGUCUCCGCCUCCUCCAUGUGGUCCUGUCUGCACUGCACCUUCAUGAACCAGCCGGGCACCGAGCACUGCGAAAUGUGCAGCCUGCCACGCAGCUAGGCCCCGCCCCCUCACAGCUAGGCCCCACCUCCUCCCAACACACACCGCCAAGGGUCAUUUUGACAAAACCUCAACUCUCCAGCUCCUCACCUGUUAAACCUGCCCCUUGAAUAGAGCUGGUUUUGGAAGUAAAAUUUUCAUUCAUUUCUUCAUUGACUUGAGACUAACUAUUAAACAGUUUGAAAGCUUGAUUUUUGGUUUAUCAGCUUUGUGCUCUCUCACGAAAUAUGUGGAUCUGAAACUUUAAAGUUAUUUUUGUUCAAAUUCUUUUACUUUUUAGAUUAUAUAAUAUUAUUUCAGUGUGGUCAUAAGUUGCCUCAUACUUUGUUAGUUUCUCGUACUUGAAGGUGCUCUACGUACAUGUUCUGGUGGAGGAUGCGCCACCUGCUCGUCUCCAUGGAGAUGUUAUUGCUUUGCCUGGAAUGUUCCACAGUAUACCAUUUAACUUAUCUGUCUUGCAAUUAUUCAAUUUAUACAUCUUUUUAUUGCUAAAAAAUAUCUCGGAAAAAUAUGUAUUUUUAUUGUGAAUGGGCUUGCCUUUCCAUAGAUCUGACCUGUAUCUUGGCCUGUAACCAGUUUGUCUCCAUGGAAAUAGAUACGUUUUAAUGCCUUACUGAAACAUUCUGAGCAAAGUGGAACAUCUCCAAGCAGACGGAGACGAGCAGAUGACAGAUCUUCCUCCUGAAAAGUUACAUAGUGCUCCUUUAAACUCAGAAUGUUUGAUUUUGAAAGUUAUUUUAGGAAAACAAAAGAAUAUUUUACUUGCAAAACCAGAAUUUUCCACUUUCUAUUGACCUCCAUAGUGAGAACCAUUAAGAAACGACUUGCCCCUCUUUUCUUUGGACAAGAUUACAAACAAAAGGAAUCGAGGAGUUUACAUUUUGAGAAUUAAGACGCGUCCCAAACCCACACUGAGGCCCUUGAAGCCCCUUUCCCCGCCCACUUCCUGCAGUGACAUCACACACCAGGAAGCAGCUGCAAUGGUUUUCCUGCAAAUGUCUCGUUUUCACAUUUUUGAGCCUCUCGUUUUUUCAUUUUCAGGCAUUAAAAAACAGAAAAUUACAGGUUUACAUUGAAUAAAUUAUAUAAUGGAUCAAACUGUGCAAAACUUACUAAUGUUGAGAACUUUAAAGCACUUUUUGGUUAGGAUUUCCUCCUCCUUCUUUUUUCUCCCAAUUAAAUCCUACAAUAAUUUAUUUUCAAAAAUAUAAAAACGUUAAAGCAGGUGAUAAAAUAAAUGCUCAAUGGCCCUAUCUUGCAAUGGUACAUAAUUUUUAGGGAACAGUUUUCUAUUUUCAAACCAGGAUAGUUUUUCUUUUGAUAUCUGGCUAGUGAUUGUAACAAAUAUUUAGAUUUAGUAUUUCAGUUUUUUUCUUCUUCUGCAACAAAAUUACUCUUGACUGAAUUGAUAAAAGCUCAAAAAAAAAAUACAGUUUGAUUUUUUUUUGUGGCUGUUAUCUCGAAAAUAAUUCACACCUACUUGCAUUGUAGCUUUGACGAUUAAUAGCAAAAGUAAAUAUGUAGCCUGAUCCUCUUUAGACAAGACGUCACACUGGACAAAUGGUGCUUUUAGACUAAACUACUGGUGCUCCUUCCCUUCUAUCUAUCAGCUCUUUUUCCCCCCGAAUUCAAACAUGUUUUUCUCAUCAUUUCGUUGUUCAAAGCGGAGAGGUCAAAGGACGCGGCAGCUGCUCCACAUCUGGAUACAGAGUGGGUGCCGUCUUUAAAAUCUUUUGAAAAAUAGGGAUGAUGAUGUCGAUUUUGUACAGCUGCUGUUUUUGAAUGGGAUACUGACAAAACUAAAGUCUAUUGAUUCUUUAUCUAAUACUUCGCAAGCCUUAAUCUUGAUAUUUUUUUGUUUAAAGGGCCCAUAUUACGCUGUUUUCUGAUCUGUUCAAUCCGUGUAUCAUUCGUUCAUUUGUUUUUCAAUAUAAAACCAAAAAUAAGAAAAUGAAAAAACAACUAUUUUCUUCAUUAUUUGUCUCCAAAACCAAAAUGAAAAAAUGGAUAACGAUUUGUUUUUUCAGUUUUUGAUUUUGUGGUUAAAUGAAUAAUGGAAAAAAAAUUUAUAACGCCCGUGUCCAUUUUCCGAGACUUAAACUGUGAUGACAGACUGAACCAGGACUGAACCAGGUCUAAAUCGGUCUCAGUCCUGGUCUCAGUCCUGGUCUCAGUCCUGGUCUCAGUCCUGGUCUCAGUCCUGGUCUCAGUCUCGGUCUCCGUUCCGGCCUCUGUCCUGGUCUCAGUCCUGGUCUCAGUCUCGGUCCCCGUUCCGGUCUCAGUCCUGAUCUUCUCCCAGUCUCAGUCCCUGUCUCAGUCCUGGUCCUGGUCUGGUCCAGAUCUGGUCCCGGUCUGGUCCCAGUCUCAGUCCUGAUCACCUGACAGUCUACGUGUGUGCAACUCCGACACUCCCGCUUCAGUCCCGGUUCAGUUCUCCUUCAGUUCUCGUUCAGUCCUGGUUCAGUUCUCGUUCAGUCCUGGUUUAGUCCUGGUUCAGUCCUGGUUCAGUCCGGCAUCGCAGUUUAAGUCACGUAAACGGGAAUCGGGCGUUAUCCGCUUUUUCCAUUAUUCAUUUAAACGCAAAAUAGAAUUCUGAAAAAAACUAAUAAUUUUCAGUUGUUUUUUUUUUUCAUUUUUGUUUUGGAGACAAAUAAUGAAAAAAUUAGUUGUUUUUUCAUUUUCUUAGUUUUGGUUUUAUUUAAAAAAACGAAUGAACGAAUGAUACACAGAUUCUGUUAUAAUACUGUUUCCUCAUCACAAACAUCCCUGGAGUUGUUUUGUUUCAUUCACAUGUUUAACACACAAACCUGCAUAUUUAGACUGAGUUUUUCUCUCAAACUGAAAACACUCCAUUUCACUUUGUGAUGUCAUGUAGUAAUACAGGUGCUCUACUCUGCACACCUUCACUGGAAUCAUUUGGAUAAUUUUAGCUCUGGAGUUGCCAAUUUCUACUGAACUAAAGGUAAAACUUCGCUGUUAACUUGAAAACUACCACUUCAUGACAUCACAAGGUGGAAUGGAGCAUGAAUGAAUGCAUGCGAAUGAAACAAAACACAACUCCAGGUAUGUUUUUGGUGAGUUAACAACAUUAUAACAUGUCUUAAAGCUCACAAGAGUUAAUUUUGCGUAAUAUUGGACCUUUUAAUUAAUGCAGAAGUCUUAAUAGUUGAAAGAAAUUUGGCAAUAAAGACAAGCCAACCAUGAAUACCAGGACUGCACAAGUUCUAACCAAGUCCAGCCCAUCUAAACCAACUUAAUCCAUAAUUCAGAUUUAUUUCUUUUGCACUGACAAAACAAAAAUGAUUUGUUUUAAAACUUUUACAUUGAGAAGAAGAGACCAGAAGAAACACUUAACGUUCACAGCACUUGGAGAAACGUCACAAUAGCAUGACAGAAUAAAUGUAUCACGCUUAUGUCUGGACCAAAAUGUACAUAAAGAAUGAUGUCAAAAUGCGAGACGAUCAAACGGUCCAAGCCUUAACACAAACCGAAACCAUGGAAACCAAAGCACUUAAAAUACAUACGGACAUUUAGCCAUUUUACACUGGUUUAAAAAGUUCACGUCAUCUUUAUAAAAACGCAUUAAUAAAUCACUUUUCCAACUGACACUCUAAAAAAAAAAAAUAAUAAUAAUAAAGUGCACAAAUGUUCCAAUCUGCAAAAAACACAUUUAGUUGCUGCAUCAUGUAACUUUUCUGGUGAAGGUUAUGCCACUUGUUUGUCUGGAAGUCGAGAUGUUAUGGCUUUGCCUGGAAUGUUCCGCAGUAUAGCUUUAAACCUGACUAUCUUGUAUUUUCUCAGUUGCAAGGGUUUUUAUUGCACAAAAAUACCUUGAAAAACAUGCGUUCUUACUGUGAGUGGGGGCGCCUCUCCACAGAUCUGACCUGGAACUUGGUCGUGCGGCGUCACCAAUAUAAAGAUAGGUUUAAUGCCAUAUUGUGGAAUAUUCUAGGCCAAAGAAUAACCUCUCCAUGGAGACUAUCAGGGGGCAGAUCUUUCACCAGAAAAGUUACACAGUGCACCUUUAAACUCCAUCUUAGUAAAUCAGCUGUUUGCACCCAGCCCAUAGUAUCGGACACUGCCCUUAAGUGAAGUUUUGCGUUUGAACAGUUUGACUCUGGGGCUGUUGUGUUUUGGGGAGAGGGGCGCCUCGCUCAGACCGAUCUGUGUAAGAGGCGUGCGGUUCUUUUAGCUGUUAUUCCAUUGACAAAGUGAGGAGGACAGAUUUUAGUUGUAGCUGAAUUUGGUUGUUUUUUUGCCCAGUUUUUGGUGUGAAUUGCGAGCGUUUCUCUGAUGUCAUGGACAGCUUUUCCUUUUGUAAUGAUCUGGACGUUUGCUGAGCAAACACUGCUCCUCCUCUUCAGCGACUGGAGCUCCACAAGGGGGCGCUGUUCACAUGGAUUUAAACUAAAUAAAAUAAUAAUAAACUAUUCCUACCA